Messenger RNA from Lucilia cuprina (Australian sheep blowfly), 2646 nucleotides. RefSeq names its product ATP-dependent RNA helicase DDX54. Lineage: Eukaryota; Metazoa; Arthropoda; Insecta; Diptera; Calliphoridae. The transcript is spliced from 8 exons. Gene Ontology annotation, cellular component: nucleus. The coding region runs from base 58 to 2541 and encodes 827 amino acids. The record is from RefSeq and is a predicted model, not a curated record. Gene Ontology annotation, molecular function: RNA binding; RNA helicase activity; ATP binding.
UUUGUCGGCGCAGGGCUCUGCACGUGUAUUUACAGUCUUUUCAAAUUAAUAGACAAAAUGGGAAAGAAUAAAAUUGAUGAUUUACCGGGGUUUCCUUCGCUGGACAAGGGAGGCAAUGGUGAGGAGAGUAAUUUAUUAAAAUCAAAACCCUCGGCUAAGGCCAAGAAAAGUGGUGGUUUCCAAUCAAUGGGUUUAAGUUUUGAGGUAGUCAAGGGUAUAACAAAACGUGGCUAUCGUGUGCCUACACCUAUACAACGUAAAACUAUUCCCUUGAUCUUGGAGGGACGUGAUGUUGUGGCUAUGGCUAAAACUGGUUCGGGUAAGACUGCCUGUUUCUUGAUACCUCUCUUCGAACGUCUUAAACGACGUGAUCCUACCAAGGGUGCCAGAGCAUUAAUUCUAUCGCCCACGCGUGAAUUGGCGGUGCAGACAUAUAAGUUUAUUAAGGAAUUGGGUAAAUUUGUGGAUUUGAAGACUAUUUUAGUAUUGGGUGGUGAUUCUAUGGAUUCACAAUUUUCUGCCAUACACACUUGUCCCGAUGUUAUAGUAGCUACUCCGGGUAGAUUUUUGCAUUUGUGUGUGGAAAUGGAUUUGAAAUUGAGUGCUAUAGAAUAUGUGGUAUUUGAUGAAGCAGAUCGUUUAUUUGAAAUGGGUUUUGGCGAACAGUUGAAUGAAACUCUACAUCGUUUACCACACUCCAGACAAAUGGUUUUGUUUUCAGCUACUUUACCUAAACAAAUGGUAGAUUUUGCCAGAGCCGGUCUAAGUGAUCCAGUUUUAAUACGUUUAGAUGUUGAAUCUAAACUGCCCGAUGCCUUAAGUUUAAAAUUUGUUUAUUGUCGUCCGGAUGAUCGUUAUACGACUUUGGUAUGUUUGCUCAAGUAUGUUAUACCUCAAGAUGCGCAAACUGUAGUAUUUGCUGGAACUCAACAUCACGUAGAACUUAUAUCAUUUAUCCUUACCGAAUCUGGUAUAAGCAACACAUCAGUUUACUCUAGUCUUGAUCCUUCGGCUCGUAAAAUCAAUACCGCUAAAUUUGUUAACAAAAAAGUAUCCGUAUUAAUCGUUACUGAUGUUGCUGCACGUGGUAUUGAUAUACCCAGUUUAGAUUAUGUAGUAAAUUUACAUUUUCCCGGUAAACCCAAGUUAUUUGUACAUCGUGUAGGUCGUUGUGCUCGUGCCGGACGCACUGGUACUGCCUAUUCAAUAUUCUCUACAGAUGAUACAGCUCAUAUGUUGGAUUUACAUUUGUUUUUGAAUCGUGAAUUCAAUAUCAAUGAUCCGACAGUUAUUGGUACAGUGCCUCAAGAUCUGUUGGAAGAGGAACAUUUGUCGGUGACCGAGAUAAAGAAAAAUACUAACAUAAGCGGUGUUUUGCGUACCAGUGAAAAUGCCUAUAAGAAAUAUCUUUCCUCACGUCCAGUAGCUUCCUCAGAUUCAAAUGCUAGAGUUAAGAAACUAAAAUUUUUCGCUCUAAAACCUUUAGAAGACUUUAUAGUCAGUGCUGUACCAAAAUUAGCAGCUGCUAGUGAAACUAAAACCUCAAAAACAGUGGAAGAGAUUACGGCCGAAGAACGUGAAUUGCAAAAUCAAAAACAUGAUUUAUUGUUAAAAAUGCGUAACUUUAAGCCGCAUAAUACUAUUUUUGAAUUGAACAACACCCAAAAAUCUGUGCCUUUUAUGGUCAUGAAACAAAAACGUUCUCAACAUUCAGAUGUUAUAGAAAAAUAUCGCACACAAAGAGAUGAGUUAGAUAGGGAGGAGGAAAAGCAGGCUGAACAAAUUGAAACAAAUAAGAAGUCCAAAAACAGUAAUGCCAACGAGGAAGAAAUCAAUUCAGCUUUUAAAAAAGUUUUUGCCCCUAAACGUCCACAAAAUAUGGAUGAUCUCUAUAAAGAGAAACCUAAGAGACAAAAAACCCACAAGAAAAAUACAAAUGUUAAAGAUACAGAAAACUUUAUACCCUAUCAAUCGGCUGAUAAACAUACCGAAGAUGGUUUAGCUAUAAAUUCAUUUGAACGACAAGCUAUGAAAGCAGAAUUUUCUGUAAUCGAUCGUGAAACUAAUGAAGUGCGUCAUAAGCCUGGUUUACAAAAAUGGGAUCGUAUUAAGAAGAAAAUGGUUUCCGUACAAGAUCCUAGAGCUGGAAAGAUACGUACAGAAUCAGGAGCCUGGAUUCCGGCAUCAUUUAAGACAGGACGUUAUAGCACCUGGAAGGAAAAGACGAAAAUCGAAGAACAAGUGGCCAAAGAAGCUGGCAGUGAUGAUGAUAGCUUUAAACCUUUGUCUCAUGAGAAACGUUAUCCCGUUAGUCGACAUGCUAGACACAAUGCUAAAGUGGAGGAAAAGAAACGUGCCGGCACGGGUAUGGGCAAAGAAUUACGUACCCCCGAACAGAUUGUUAAGUCACGUAUGCGUUUGGAAUUCAUUAAGAGACGUAAUGCUGAGAAUACAGAACGUAAGGCGGAAAAUCGUAAACGUAGUAUGCGUAAAAAUCAACGACCACGCAUGAUGGCAAAGGCUAAGGGUAAAAAGAAAUAGUUUUUUUUUCUUUUGGGUUUGUUUUCUUAAGUUUUGUUUAUCUAACUUUUAAGUAAAGUUUUUAACUAAUAAAAAAAAGUAAAAUAUAUAUAAAACAAAAAAUUU